CCGCAGCUACCCACGUGCGUCGUCGCGAAACCCCGUGGAGAUGUCCCGCACGCCGCGUUCGUCGCAGGCCGAAGCAUCCACGCGAAGACUUCUCCCAUUUGAUCGCCUCGAUACGACGAUGCAGGAUCAAGCCUCUCGCGGCGGCGGCGGCGUCAUGUGGGCCUUGGUGUGCGCGACGGUGCUGGCCGUGGUGCUGCUGCCGCUGCCGCGCGUGGCCACGGCCGUGCCUGUGGAGAGACGCGAGGAACUCCUGAGCGAGGAGCGAGCCGGUCGCGUGGGCGGGGCGCUGGUCCUGUCCCCGCUGGAAGUCCAGGUGAACGCAAGUCUGGCGAGGGCCAUUCUGGACGAGGUGGAGACGGCGGUCAGGACGGGCGUCUACCCACCGGCCAUUCACUUCUUCAAGGCCAAGCCCCUGAUUGAGCGCAGCGCCGUGUUCCAGUUCAUCAGGAGGAUGCCCAAAGGAGCGGCGCUGCACCUGCACGACGUGGCGCUGGCGAGCGUGGAGUGGCUGGUGAGGAACGUCACCUACCGGCCGCACUGCUACGUGUGCCUCCGGCCGGAGCCGGCCUCACCGCGGUUCAAAUUCUCGGUGCGGGGAGCCCCCAGUCCCGACUCGUGCCGCUCGGCCCCCGACGGAUGGGAGCUGCUCGCGGACCUGCGACGCCGGACGCCCCUCGUGGAGGACUUAGACUCGAGGCUGAUGCGGGGCCUCACGAUGGUGACGGAGGACCCCGCCGCCGCUUACCCGAACCAGAACGCGGCGUGGCGCCGCUUCGAGGACGUCCUGAGCGGCGCCUGCGGCCUCGUGCUGCACGCCCCCGUCUUCCGAGACUACUUCGCUCGAGCUCUGCAGGAAUUCUACGAAGACGGAGUCUCCUACAUCGAGCUGAGGACGCUGCUGCCCAAUGUGUACGACCUGGACGGGCGCCUGCACGGACCCGAGUGGGUGGUGCGCGCGUACCAAGAUGUGUCUCGCGAGUUCUCUCACCAGAAUCCGGGCUUCCUCGGGGUCAAGAUCAUCAGCUCCAUCAACAGGAAACAGAACAGCUCCGCUAUCAGGAUGGCCAUCGAGCAGACCGUGCUACUGCGCAAGGCUUACCCCGACUUCCUCGUGGGCUUCGAUCUGGUGGGGCAGGAGGACUCGGGGAGCGACCUGUGGAGUCUUCGCGACGAGCUGGAGAGGCCGGCCAAGUCCGGGAUCAACCUCCCCUACUUCCUGCACGCCGGCGAGACAAGCUGGGAGGGCGCCGGCGUGGACGUGAACGUGCUGGACGCGCUGCUCUUCAACACGACGCGCAUCGGGCACGGCCUGGCGCUGGUGCGCCACCCGCUCGCCCUGCGCCUUGCCCGCUCGCGGGACGUACCCGUCGAGCUAUGCCCCAUCUCCAACCAGGUGCUGGGCCUGGUGGCCGACCUGCGCUCGCACCCGGCGAGCGUGCUCUUCUCGCGCGGACACCCCCUCGUCGUGUCGUCCGACGACCCCGCGGCGUUCGGCUCGCGCGGCCUCUCCUACGACCUCUACAGCGCCGUCAUGGGCGUGGCGGGCGGACUGGGCGCCGACCUCGCCACGCUCAAGCAGCUGGCGCUCAACUCCGUGCGGUACAGCGCCAUGGCGACGGGCGCCAAGGCCGAGGCGACGCGGCGAUUCCACGCGAGCUGGGAUGCCUUCGUCCAGCGGGAGGCGGAGCAACUCGACGGGACGCACCGAGCCGCCACCCCCGCGCAGCCCCACAGCGAACUGUGACCCCCGACCCCCGCCCUCUCCCGACCCCCACCCUCUCCCGAUCCCCGCCCUCUCCCGACCCCCGCCCUCUCCGCCGUGACCCUCGACCCCCGCCCUCUCCCGACCCCCGCC
Messenger RNA from Lethenteron reissneri (Far Eastern brook lamprey), 1855 nucleotides. It is a transcript of the gene ADA2, whose product is annotated as adenosine deaminase 2. The record is from RefSeq and is a predicted model, not a curated record. Gene Ontology annotation, biological process: inosine biosynthetic process; adenosine catabolic process. Lineage: Eukaryota; Metazoa; Chordata; Hyperoartia; Petromyzontiformes; Petromyzontidae. Gene Ontology annotation, molecular function: adenosine deaminase activity.